Molecule: messenger RNA, 1404 nt
Organism: Melitaea cinxia (Glanville fritillary)
Lineage: Eukaryota; Metazoa; Arthropoda; Insecta; Lepidoptera; Nymphalidae
Exons: 13
Coding region: 1-1404 (467 amino acids)
Source: RefSeq, a predicted model, not a curated record
AUGACGUACCUGGGUUCGUUCCCGGCGGGCGGCGGCGAACACGAGGCUCGCGUCGAGACCGUCUCGCGGCGUCUGCAUCUCAUGAAGGAGAGCGGGCACGCGGUACGUGUGUUGGUGGUGGUCGCGCUCUCAGGGGUCAAGGUAUGCGACCCCGAAGACCAGAGUGUGCGUAUGUCGCACGCGCUGCGCCGCAUCUCGUACGCGACGUGUGAGGCGGCGCGCGCGCUGUUCGCGUUCGUGGCGCGCGAGCCGCGCUCCGAGCACACGCACCAGUACUGCCACGCGUUCGAGACCGACACGCCCGACCAGGCGGAGGAAUUGAACGCGUUAGUGGGAGAUGCCUUCCGAAUGGCGUUCGCGUCGCAGCUACAACCCUCCGCGCCGCUCUGGAGUAAAGAGCUAAGUGGCGGUGCGUGCACGCGCGCUCCGGAUAGCCUUCCUGGCUUGACGCACCACUACCCUCAUUGCUUGGAUAGAUCUCCUCCACAAUGCGACAUAAUGGGUGGUUCGAAGCUAGACGCGGGCGAAGCAAGCGAACCAAGCGAAGCGAGCGAAGCAAGCCCGAGCUCAUCCGAGGAGUGGAACUCACCUACAGAACUGAGUUGCUACCGGCGGCUCGGGGAACGCCUGGAGCGCCUCGAGCGCCCGCCGCUUAUGAAGAGGCUCGCGCUGGGCUUAAGCGGAGCGCUGCUGCAGGCCUCCGACGACGACGCCACGCCUCUCGUCACUGACACCCCGACCACUCCUACAAAUGUCCCGUUAUGCCUGAACGGCGGGUACAUCAACGAGGCCUCGGAGGCGGAGGCGCGCACACGGGAGAGCAACCGCGUGCGUCGCGACCCGCUGCCUCUGGACCAGGAGACCGAUUUUAGGAAAUGCAAUAAUAUUAGUAAUGGCAGCCCGACUGGGGUAUGUGCCACCAGGCCGAGCACGGGCAGCGGCGCGACAUCGUCGUCCGGCGAGUCUUCGUGCUCCGCCAACAACAACAGCGCGCGCCCGCUCGAGCCCGAGCUGCGGCACGCGCCCUGGUUCCAGCAGGGGAUACCCAGAGAGAUCGCGCUGGAGGUGCUGGGCGCGGCGGCGCCGGGCGCGUUCCUGGUGCGCGGCAGCACGACGCAGGCGGGCUGCCUGGCGCUGUCGCUGCGCGUGCCGCGCGCCUUCGCGCCCGCCGGCAUCGCGCACUACCUCAUCCUGCGCACGCCCAAGGGGUACAAGAUCAAGGGCUUCACGAAGGAGUUCAGCUCGCUGUCGGCGCUGGUGACGCACCACAGCGUGAUGCCGGAGCUGCUGCCCGUGCCGCUGCGCCUGCCGCGCGCGCCGCGCCCGCGCCGCGAGCCCGAGCCGCUCGAGCGCCGCGCGCCCGCCGCGCCGCCCGCCGCCUUCCGCCCGCAGCUUGACGUCUGA